Molecule: messenger RNA, 1319 nt
Organism: Pelecanus crispus (Dalmatian pelican)
Lineage: Eukaryota; Metazoa; Chordata; Aves; Pelecaniformes; Pelecanidae
Gene: SGCG
Product: sarcoglycan gamma
Biological process (GO): cardiac muscle tissue development; heart contraction
Cellular component (GO): sarcolemma; sarcoglycan complex
Source: RefSeq, a predicted model, not a curated record
AUGGUACGUGAACAAUACACUACAACAACACCAGGCACUAGCCUAGAGAGGCCGAAGAAUGAAUAUGUCUACAAAAUUGGAAUUUAUGGCUGGAGAAAGCGUUGCCUCUACCUGUUUGUUCUCCUCCUGCUUAUCAUCCUAGUUGUGAAUUUUUCUUUGACAAUUUGGAUUCUUAAAGUGAUGUGGUUUUCCCCAACUGGAAUGGGACACCUGCGUGUUACAAAAGAAGGCCUUCGUCUGGAAGGGGAAUCGGAAUUCUUAUUCCCUCUUUAUGCCAAAGAAAUCCAUUCUCGAGUGGACUCAUCACUGCUUCUCCAGUCUACUCACAAUGUGACUGUAAAUGCUCGCAAUUCAAAUGGGGAAGUCACAGGCAGAUUAAAUGUGGGUCCUAAAAUGGUAGAAUUCCAUGGUCAGCAAUUUCAGAUCAACUCAAAGGACGGCAAGCCACUUUUUACAGUGGAUGAAAAUGAGGUUGUAAUUGGCACAGAUAAACUUCGAGUCACAGGGCCUGAAGGAGCACUUUUUGAACACUCUGUAGAAACACCGCUUGUGAAGGCAGAAGCUUUUAAACAGCUUAGGCUGGAAUCACCGACUCGAUCUUUGAGCAUGGAUGCACCGCGAGGAAUUAAUAUCAAAGCGCAAGCUGGGAAUAUUGAAGCUCUUUCCCAGAUGGAUAUCAAACUGCACAGCAGUGAUGGUGUGCUUUUGCUCGAUGCUGAAACUGUGCGACUGCCCAAAUUGCCUGAGGGUACAAGGGGUGGAUCUCCUAUUUCUCAGGGGCUUUAUGAAAUCUGCGUGUGUCCGGACGGAAAGCUCUACUUGUCAGUGGCUGGCGUGGGCUCCACUUGCCAAGAAUACAGCCGUGUCUGCCAGUGAGGCACCACCAGAAAAGGCCACACACCCCCUUGCUAACUCUUGAGUUUUAUAUUAUUGCUAAAGAGCAUUACCGAAAGCAGAAUUUUCAGAAUUUUAAAAACAAAGUACUUCAGUUUAGGAAACAAAUCUGUAUCUACAAUUCUGGACUACAGGGUGAAAGGGGAAGAAGAGCACAAAUAACAUUUUAACUUCAGAAGAAUGACUUGAAUCAGAUUAUAUGUUCUGUCAGUAACACUUUGAAAACAGCCUUACAGAGAGCAUAAAAAAAAUAAAAGGAAUGUUUUCUUGUGAACUAUUAGUCAGUCAGAUGAUUAUGUCAUUGUUAAUAUUUUUGAGCUCUGUGGCUUUUUCUCUCACUACAUGUAAACACUUACUGCAUUAGUGGGUGAAAUUAAAUUGAGGGAACUACUUGAACUAUUUGUUAAGAUGAAGCAUUAUUUGGG